Molecule: messenger RNA, 2700 nt
Organism: Helobdella robusta
Lineage: Eukaryota; Metazoa; Annelida; Clitellata; Rhynchobdellida; Glossiphoniidae
Exons: 4
Coding region: 1-2700 (899 amino acids)
Source: RefSeq, a predicted model, not a curated record
AUGUCUCGCACGAAGACAAACACACUUCUGGUCGUCAAAUACCCGGAUCACCUGACGGAAUAUUCCGUGGAUGGUGUGCUCAUCAACGACAUCAUCGUCAAAAUUCCAGGCACCAUUGUCACGCAUGCUGUCAAGUUGUGCGAGAAUAAAUACAUCGUGUGCGGGACCAACUGGAACUCUCCCAACAAUCGAGUGUGCAUUGUCAAUAAGAAAGGCCAUGUAACAAAGCACUUCAAACAAAAGCAACAACAAUUAGCCACCCCAACGACUUCCAUCUUCAUGAAAGACUUGCUUUUCAUCGACAAAUCUGGACUACCAGCAAAACAUUUUGGUCAAAAUCAGUCAAACAUAGCCUGGCUUGGCCAAGGUGACGAAAGUGAUUUGAAGAGGUUCACUUAUGAAAAUAUGACGGGAUCAAACAGAAACAACAAUCACAACUCCAAUAUAAAAAAUUUCAGCCACAACAACGCUUUGGCUACUUUUCACCCUUACAGUAAAUGUGGACAAGAUAUUCAGAACUGCAUAUUCAAUAUGAGAUUUGACAAAGAAUUAUUGCACAGCGUAAAUCUCAACACAAACUGUUUCCCUGAUGUGUUGGGACAGAGCGCACGUAUCAACAACGGUUUCACAAACUUCACGGACCACAACACAGCAGCCAGUCAAAUGGUUGCCACGCCUACUACGGAGCUUAUGGACCCAGUGACGUUGAUCCAUCCUUCCGACUGCGCCAAGUACAUGCAGCAGUCACAGCAGCAAGAAAAACAGCCGCAAAAAUCUCAAGAGCAUCUUUCAAAAACAUCGAUACAAAUGAAAAAACCGGUUGCAAACGAUGAAAAGAAAUGUACCUUACCAACAAUUAUCGAGCCCGUCUAUUUAUCGCUUGAUCAAUAUGACCAGCUGUUGGUAUGUGACUACGCUAGCAAUGCAAUUUUCUUGCUCGAUUCAAACCUCAACUUCAUAAGGACCUUGGUUGGUUCACAGAGUGACUGCCCGCCUGAAGUUGUGGCUAAAAAUUUUCAGACGCCAGAACAAGCACAACUUCAAAUAAAUUCUAAAGCUUCAUUUGCCAAUCCUUAUUUUAACACAAUGUCAAAGUUGGAACAACAAAUUGCGAAACAAAUGCUCUCACAGCAGCAGAUAACAUCACAAAAUUCAAUCCAAAAACAGCUGCUUCUUCAGCAGCUGCAACCACAGCCCCAACUUAACAUGUACCGCAAAAAUUCAGCUACCGCUCCUAAUAACUACUACUAUCAGCAGCAAUCUAAAAAUUAUAACAACGAUUCCACCAAUGUGCAACAACAGCAGGAAGAACAGCUGCAGAUUAUUAACACUCUGAGUCAAAAUAUCCCAGUUCCUACCCUGAAAUCUUCACAACCACAAAUACAACAGCUACCGCAACAACCUGAACAACAGCAGCAACAACAACAGCAGCAAUCGCAACAUGACACGACAAAACCAGAGAAUCUGCAACCACCACAACAGCAGCAGCAGAUACAACAACAGAAAAUACAGCAACAAUCACAACAGCAACAAUCACAACAACAACAAAAACAACAACAAAAACAACAACAACAUAAACAGCAACAGCAAAGACAGCAACAGCAAAAACAGCAAACGCAAAACGUUUCAAAUUAUCAAAAACAGUUUCAAUGUGGACAGACGCAACAACAAAAUCAUCAACAACAACAACAACAUCAACAAAUCAAAUCGGAACGUAAAUCAAACGGUCAAGCUCAAGAAAUUAGUCCUCAGCUAAAAAUGUUCAUAAGAGAACAGUGCAGGGAACAAAUGAAGGAAAACAUGCUCAACAACUGCCACAAACAGCAGCCACGUUAUUGCUCUCAAAAAAGGCGUUCACAAAAUCAGUACACAUCAUGUCCUGGCAAGAAAUUGUGGCCCAUACACGAAGCCACUUGGGAUAGCCGGGACGGAAACAGUUGCUGCUGCCAGGAGUUCACUACGGAGAUUUGUGAUCUUUGCAACAGAUUGAGCAACAAAUGUACAUGCAAUGAUUUAAAUUGCCAAAGUAAUUUUAUUAACCAACAGAAGAGAAACUGCGACAAUAAUAAUAUCAACAACGUUGAGCCUCUAUGCUCGCCCAGUGAAGCAGUCGCCAUAGAUUUCAAAAAAAAUUUUCUUAAUGCAACUUACAAUAAUGAUAGCAGCAACAUUAACAAUACUAACAACCUUAACAACUCCAACAACAUUAACAACUCCAACAAUAGCAAUCGGCCAAUUUACACCGACGCUCUUCCAUCUGCAUUAUACACAGAAACAUUGCCGUUCAAUGUAAACUACAACAAUAUUAACAACAACAACAACGACGAAAGUGUCCACAACAGAUCGGCCAACAAUUCACCAUCUUCUCAUCUAAUACCUAAAACUCAGCCAUCAGUUGAAGACAACAACGUCGUCUGCUGUGGUCUCUGCGAUGCCAUUGGCGACCAAGGUCCGCUGGUCAGAAAAUUUGACGUCUGCCCCUCACCAGAACUUCCUGAAACCGGUUGUCAAAAAGAGGAUGCCGAACUGAUAGAAGAAAUGUACGCCUUUGUUCCAAAUGCUGCUUUUUUCUUUAAUAAGACUCAAGCCCCCGUUGUCGAAAGGCCCUACAGAGUUCUGCUGGAUGAGGAAAAGAGAAAGUUGUACAUUAUUUCGUCCUCAUCUUUCAAUGGCAAUCAAUUGCUAAUGUUCAGUUAUUAA